GGAUUUAAUUAGGCGAUGGAAAAAAGAGAAACGUGUACUGAACGACUAUGGAUCGCAACGAUUAUCGUCAACGCGAUUAUAUAUAGUUUUAGAUGCCUUACGGACUGCCAUUCAAAUACUGAAAGUGAAAUCAACAUGAACUGUGUUGUGGUUUUCGUUCUUUUAUUGUCUACUUUUAUCCUGACGGCUGCAGGUUCAAACGAUUGCGACCAUGGGCGUUUCAACAGUGCAACAAAUAUUUGCGAGUGUAAUGCAGGAUGGACAGGUCCUAACUGCAACGAGCACUAUUGCGUCCGCGGAACAUACCAUUCCCACAACGACUAUUGCGAGUGCCCGGAUGGCUGGAACGGCAGCCGAUGUAACGAAUCCCUGUGCGUCAAAGGUCAUUAUCACGUCCAUGCAAAGUACUGCGAAUGUACCUCUGGGUGGACAGGUACCAAAUGCGACGUGUUAGUCUGUGACCACGGCACGUUUCAUUCUAAAUCAAACUACUGCGAGUGCCAAUCAGGCUGGAGCGGUACAAAAUGCGACGAAUCACUGUGUUACCAUGGUACUUUUCAUGGCAAAACCAACACUUGCGAAUGCGAUUCUGGCUGGGAUGGUGCAAAAUGUGAUCAAAAUCUCUGCGUUCAUGGUCAUUAUCACCCGCACGCUAAGUAUUGCGAAUGCGACCAGGGUUGGAAUGGCGCCAUUUGCAAUGAAUCGCCUUGUAUCCACGGCGAAUACCACAACCACCAAUGCGUCUGUUACCACGAUUGGGUCGGACCUCAUUGCAACAUCAGUUGUUUCCAUGGUAACUUCAGUGUCCCGGACGAGUCAUGCUCGUGUCAAGACGGGUGGUCGGGAAGUGAUUGCUCCACGCUAAUGUGUGGACAUGGUUAUCAACAAACAGUUUUGCUAGAGAGAUUCUGCAUUUGUAAUACUGGCUGGUCGGGGCGUCUUUGUAACGAAACAAUGCACCCAACAGCCCCGCAACGUUCGGAUACAACUACACCUAAGCAAACUGGUAUACUCGGCUGAAUGAUGAUGAUCAGUAUAAUACAACCUACUAUACUGACCAAGAGAUAGGCUGCUUGUUACUAAUGCCUGUGUAAAUUCAUUUACAAUAAGACUUAUACAGUGUUAUUGGACACUGGUGUAAUUCAUUGUAUGUAUUAAGGUUGUUUUUUUUUAUUGAAUACUUAAGCGAAUAGUAUUGGCAUUCAUGGUUUGUCAACAACGCUUUGUUCAUAAUUAAAAAUAUAUGACGAGUGGAUUCAAAUUUCAAAUCGAUUUGGGGGCCGUUUGUGGUGAUUUGUGUUUUUUUGUGUGAAAGUUAUGUCAUUUUCUGACCAAUAAACGAAUGGCGUUUA
Messenger RNA from Dreissena polymorpha, 1352 nucleotides. RefSeq names its product protein draper-like. Bases 16 to 1020 code for a protein of 334 amino acids. NCBI's taxonomy places the organism in Eukaryota, Metazoa, Mollusca, Bivalvia, Myida, Dreissenidae. The transcript is spliced from 6 exons. The record is from RefSeq and is a predicted model, not a curated record.